Drosophila grimshawi is the source of this 8009-nucleotide messenger RNA. RefSeq names its product spectrin alpha chain (gene alpha-Spec). The record is from RefSeq and is a predicted model, not a curated record. The transcript is spliced from 8 exons. NCBI's taxonomy places the organism in Eukaryota, Metazoa, Arthropoda, Insecta, Diptera, Drosophilidae. Gene Ontology annotation, biological process: actin cytoskeleton organization. Gene Ontology annotation, molecular function: actin filament binding; calcium ion binding. Gene Ontology annotation, cellular component: cortical actin cytoskeleton; plasma membrane; cell projection. The coding region runs from base 206 to 7552 and encodes 2448 amino acids.
UGCGUGAAAACUUGAGAAAAACAGGAAAAAAUCAAUAGUUAAACCAACAGAUUUUAUGUGAAGCGGUUGAGAAAUAUUUAAAGUUUGAGCACGGGCGAACUUUGGCAGCUAACUUGAUGAGCAACCAGAAGAGGCAGCGGCAGUAUUAAUAAUUAAAUUAAACACUUUACACUCGAAAUCAAAACGAAAACGAAACAACUAAAAAAUGGAGAAUUUUACACCGAAGGAGGUGAAAAUCCUGGAGACUGUCGAGGAUAUUCAGGAGCGGCGUGAGCAGGUCCUUUCCCGUUACAAUGAGUUCAAGAUCGAGACACGCCAAAAGCGUGAGAAGCUCGAGGAUUCGCGUCGCUUUCAAUACUUUAAGCGCGAUGCCGACGAAUUGGAGUCCUGGAUCCAUGAGAAACUGCAAGCGGCCAGCGAGGAGAGCUACCGAGAUCCCACUAAUCUCCAGGCGAAGAUCCAGAAACAUCAGGCCUUCGAGGCGGAGGUCUCGGCGCAUAGCAAUGCGAUAGUAUCGCUGGACAACACUGGGCAGGAGAUGAUCAAUCAGCAGCAUUUCGCCUCGGAGACGAUUCAGCGACGCCUUGAUGAACUACAUCAAUUGUGGGAGUUGCUCCUGAGUCGUCUGGCCGAGAAGGGUCUCAAGUUGCAACAGGCCUUGGUCUUGGUGCAAUUUCUACGCCAAUGCGAGGAAGUCAUGUUCUGGAUCAAGGACAAGGAGACCUUUGUCACUGCCGAUGAGUUCGGGCAAGAUUUGGAGCAUGUAGAGGUGCUGCAGCGCAAAUUCGAUGAGUUCCAAAAGGAUAUGGCCUCGCAGGAGUAUCGUGUGACCGAAGUCAACCAGUUGGCCGAUAAACUCAUCCAGGAUGGUCAUCCCGAACGGGAUACGAUCACCAAGCGCAAGGAGGAGCUGAAUGAGGCGUGGCAACGCCUUAAACAGCUGGCAAUUGUGCGCCAGGAGAAACUCUUUGGUGCCCAUGAAAUUCAGCGUUUUAACCGUGACGCCGAUGAAACUGUCGCCUGGAUUGCUGAAAAGGAUGUGGUGCUCUCCUCCGAUGAUUAUGGCAGGGAUUUGGCUAGCGUGCAGGCGUUGCAGCGGAAACAUGAAGGUGUCGAACGUGAUUUGGCCGCGCUGGAGGAUAAGGUGUCGACGUUGGGCGCCGAGGCGCAAAGACUCUGCUCCAUUCAUGCGGAUCACAGUGAUCAGAUCAGGGAUAAACAAGCGGAGAUUGCUAACUAUUGGCAAAGUUUGACGGCCAAGGCGAGGGAACGUAAACAGAAACUGGAUGAAUCUUAUUAUCUACAUCGUUUCCUGGCUGAUUUCAGGGAUCUGGUCUCGUGGAUUAAUGGCAUGAAGGCCAUCAUUUCCGCCGAUGAGUUGGCCAAGGAUGUCGCCGGGGCUGAGGCGCUCUUGGAGCGUCAUCAGGAGCACAAGGGUGAAAUUGAUGCACGUGAGGAUAGCUUCCGGUUGACCACAGAAUCUGGGCGGAAGCUGCUCGAGCGAGAGCAUUAUGCUGCUGCUGAGAUUCAGGAGAAGCUGGGCGCCUUGGAGAAUGAUAAGAGUUCCCUGCUCUCAUUGUGGGAGGAUCGUCGUAUUCUCUACGAGCAGUGCAUGGAUCUGCAGCUCUUCUAUCGCGACACGGAGCAAGCAGACACUUGGAUGGCCAAACAGGAGGCCUUCCUCGCCAAUGAGGAUCUCGGGGAUUCUCUCGAUUCCGUUGAGGCGCUGAUCAAGAAACAUGAAGAUUUUGAGAAGAGUCUCGCAGCGCAAGAGGAGAAAAUUAAGGCUUUGGAUAUAUUCGCCACCAAACUCAUCGAUGGACAGCAUUAUGCAGCGGAUGAUGUUGCUCAGCGGCGUCAAAUGCUACUCGCUCGUCGCGCCGCACUCCAGGAGAAGUCAGCGAAGCGUCGUCAGCUGUUGGAGGACUCCAAUCGCUACCAGCAAUUUGAACGAGAUUGUGAUGAGACAAAGGGUUGGAUUAGCGAGAAAUUGAAAUUUGCCACCGAUGACAGCUAUUUGGAUCCCACGAAUCUAAAUGGAAAGAUGCAAAAGCAUCAGAAUUUCGAGCAUGAGCUGAAUGCAAACAAGUCGAGGAUUGAGGAUAUCACCAAUGUGGGCAGCGAGCUGAUUGAGAAGAAGCAUUAUGCCGCCGAUCAGAUAAAUACCCGGAUGCAGGAGAUCGUAGUGUUGUGGGAGACACUCGUCCAGGCUUCCGAUAAGAAGGGGUGCAAGCUGAACGAGGCCUGCCAGCAGCAGCAAUUUAAUCGCACCAUCGAAGAUAUCGAACUCUGGUUGAGUGAAAUUGAGGGUCAACUGUUGUCCGAGGACCAUGGCAAGGAUUUGACAUCGGUACAGAAUUUGCAGAAGAAACAUGCACUGCUGGAGGCCGAUGUGAUGGCUCAUCAGGAUCGUAUCGAGAGCAUUAAUGUCGCCGCCAAUAAAUUCAUUGAAUCGGGUCACUUUGAUGCGGACAACAUACGCAACAAGGAGGGUAAUCUCUCGGCUCGCUAUGCGGCGUUGGCAGCUCCGAUGGGUGAGCGGAAACAGCAUUUGACGGACUCGUUGCAGGUGCAACAACUCUUCCGCGACCUGGAAGAUGAAGCCGCCUGGAUACGCGAGAAGGAACCAAUUGCAGCGUCCACAAAUCGUGGACGGGAUUUGAUUGGUGUUCAGAAUCUUAUUAAGAAACAUCAGGCGGUCCUCGCCGAGAUUAAUAAUCAUGAGGCGCGUCUGCUGAAUGUCAUCAGUUCGGGCGAGAAUAUGCUCAAGGAUCAACCCUUUGCUAGCGAUGACAUCCGUCAGCGUCUUGAGGCAUUGCAGGAGCAAUGGAAUACUCUCAAGGAUCGUUCGAAUCAGCGGAAACAGGAUUUGGAUGAUUCGCUGCAGGCCCAUCAAUAUUUUGCCGAUGCGAAUGAAGCGGAGUCGUGGAUGCGUGAAAAGGAACCAAUAGCCACGGGCAGUGACUAUGGCAAGGAUGAGGAUUCCUCGGAGGCGUUGCUCAAGAAACACGAAGCCCUCGUAUCUGAUUUGGAAGCCUUUGGCAACACCAUCCAAGCCCUGCAGGAACAGGCAAAGAAUUGUCGCCAGCAGGAGACACCCGUCGUUGAUAUUACGGGCAAGGAAUGCGUUGUAGCUCUGUAUGAUUACACGGAGAAAUCUCCGCGUGAGGUGUCCAUGAAGAAGGGCGAUGUGCUGACACUGCUCAAUUCCAACAACAAGGAUUGGUGGAAGGUGGAGGUGAACGAUCGACAGGGGUUCGUGCCCGCCGCUUACAUCAAGAAGAUCGAAGCUGGACUUAGCGCAUCCCAGCAGAAUCUGGUGGAUAAUCAUUCAAUAGCCAAGCGACAAAAUCAGAUUAACUCGCAAUACGAUAACCUUUUGGCUUUGGCCCGUGAACGUCAGAAUAAGUUGAAUGAAACAACAAAAGCUUAUGUUUUGGUGCGUGAAGCCGCCGAUUUGGCACAGUGGAUCAGGGAUAAGGAGAAUCAUGCCCAGAUCGCUGAUGUGGUCGGUGAGGAUCUCGAGGAGGUGGAGGUGCUCCAGAAGAAAUUCGAUGACUUCAACGAUGACCUCAAAGCGAAUGAGGUGCGUCUGGCGAAUAUGAAUGAAAUUGCCGUGCAGUUGACAUCCUUGGGUCAAACGGAGGCUGCUCUCAAGAUUCAGACCCAAAUGCAGGAUCUGAACGAGAAGUGGAAUAAUCUACAGUCCCUCACCGCUGAAAAGGCCAGCCAAUUGGGUUCUGCGCACGAAGUGCAGCGAUUCCAUCGGGAUAUUGAUGAGACCAAGGAUUGGAUUGCCGAGAAGGCGAAUGCUCUCAAUAAUGAUGAUCUGGGUAAAGAUUUGCGCAGUGUUCAAACUCUCCAGCGGAAGCAUGAAGGAGUCGAACGGGAUUUGGCUGCGCUGAGAGAUAAGAUUCGUCAGUUGGAUGAGACAGCAAAUCGUUUGAUGCAAUCGCAUCCGGAUACCGCUGAGCAGACCUAUGCCAAGCAGAAGGAGAUCAACGAGAUGUGGGAUCAGAUCAUCACCAAGUCCACGGCGCGCAAGGAAAAACUCCUUGAUUCGUAUGAUUUGCAGCGUUUCCUCAGCGAUUAUCGGGAUCUGCUCGCCUGGAUUAACUCCAUGAUGAGCCUGGUCACAUCCGAUGAACUGGCCAAUGAUGUCACCGGUGCCGAAGCCCUCAUCGAACGGCAUCAGGCACAUCGUGCUGAAAUUGAGUUCACGCUGGGCAGCAGCUCUUCCCCCACAUCACCAUCCGGCGACGAGGAACACCGAACGGAGAUCGAUGCACGCGCUGGAACCUUUGGGGCCUUCGAGCAGUUUGGCAAUGAGUUGCUGCAGGCGAAUCAUUAUGCCUCGCCGGAGAUCAAGGAGCAAAUCGAUGAUUUGGCCAAGGCACGUGAGGAUCUAGAGAAGGCAUGGACCGAACGCCGCCUCCAGCUCGAGCAGAAUCUCGAUCUGCAGCUGUAUAUGCGCGAUUGCGAGUUGGCCGAGUCGUGGAUGUCAGCGCGUGAGGCGUUCCUCAAUGCGGACGACGAUGCCAAUGCGGGUGGCAAUGUGGAGGCGUUGAUCAAGAAACACGAAGAUUUCGACAAAGCCAUCAAUGGACACGAGCAAAAGAUUGCCGCACUGCAAACGGUGGCCGAUCAGCUGAUUGCCCAGAAUCAUUAUGCCUCCAAUUUGGUCGAUGAUAAACGGAAUCAGGUCUUGGAACGUUGGCGCCACCUCAAGGAGGGUUUGAUCGAGAAGCGUUCUCGCCUGGGCGAUGAGCAAACACUGCAGCAAUUCUCACGCGAUGCGGAUGAGAUUGAGAAUUGGAUUGCGGAGAAGUUGCAGCUGGCCACUGAGGAGAGUUACAAGGAUCCGGCAAACAUUCAAUCGAAGCAUCAAAAACAUCAAGCCUUCGAGGCGGAGCUCGCAGCGAAUGCGGAUCGUAUACAGAGUGUUCUGGCGAUGGGUGGCAAUCUGAUUGAUAAGAAACAGUGCAGUGGAUCGGAGGAUGCAGUCCAGAAGCGUCUCACACAAAUUGCCGAUCAAUGGGAAUAUUUGACGCACAAGACGACUGAAAAGUCGUUGAAGUUGAAGGAGGCCAAUAAGCAACGGACUUAUAUCGCUGCUGUCAAGGAUUUGGAUUUCUGGUUGGGCGAGGUCGAGAGUUUGUUGACCACUGAAGAUUCUGGUAAGGAUUUGGCAUCAGUUCAAAACCUAAUGAAGAAACAUCAGUUGGUUGAAGCGGAUAUCGUUGCGCACGAAGACCGCAUCAAGGACAUGAACAACCAGGCCGAUUCCUUGGUCGAGAGCGGUCAAUUCGAUACUGCUGGCAUCCAGGAAAAGCGUCAGAGCAUCAACGAACGCUACGAACGUAUCUGUAAUCUUGCUGCCCAUCGUCAGGCCAGGCUUAAUGAGGCUUUGACUCUGCAUCAGUUCUUCCGCGACAUCGCCGACGAGGAGAGUUGGAUUAAGGAGAAGAAGCUGCUCGUUGGCUCCGAUGAUUAUGGACGUGAUUUGACCGGUGUUCAAAAUCUGAAGAAGAAACAUAAACGCCUUGAGGCAGAGUUGGGUUCUCAUGAGCCGGCCAUUCAGGCUGUCCAGGAGGCGGGCGAGAAACUCAUGGAUGUUUCGAAUCUGGGUGUGCCUGAGAUUGAGCAACGGCUCAAGGCACUCAAGCAGGCUUGGUCGGAGCUGAAGAAUUUGGCCGCGACACGUGGUCAGAAGUUGGAUGAAUCGCUGACCUAUCAGCAAUUCCUCGCCCAGGUGGAGGAGGAGGAGGCCUGGAUUACGGAGAAGCAACAGUUGCUCUCCGUGGAGGAUUAUGGGGAUUCGAUGGCUGCAGUGCAGGGUCUGCUGAAGAAACACGAUGCCUUCGAAACGGAUUUUGCUGCCCAUAAGGAUCGUUGCUCCCUCAUCUGCGAGCAGGGCGGUGAUCUAGUCGAGGCCAAGAAUCAUCACGGCGAAUCCAUUGGCCAACGUUGCCAGCAGUUGCGCAACAAGUUGGAGAAUCUUAAUGCUUUGGCCGCUCGGCGCAAAGGCGCCUUGUUGGACAACUCGGCGUAUCUGCAGUUCAUGUGGAAGGCCGAUGUUGUCGAGAGCUGGAUCGAUGACAAGGAGAACUAUGUGCGUUCCGACGAAUACGGACGUGAUCUGUCCACUGUGCAAACGCUCUUAACCAAACAGGAGACAUUCGAUGCGGGUCUCAAUGCCUUUGAACAGGAGGGCAUACACAAUAUUAGUGCCCUGAAGGAUCAACUGAUUAAUGCGAAUCACGCCCAAUCGCCGGCUAUACUGAAGCGUCAUGGAGAUGUGAUUGCCCGUUGGCAGAAGUUGAGGGAUGCGUCGGAUACGCGCAAGCAGCGAUUGCUGGCCAUGCAGGAGCAAUUCCGCCAAAUCGAGGAACUCUACUUGACAUUUGCCAAGAAAGCUUCGGCCUUCAAUUCUUGGUUCGAGAAUGCCGAAGAGGAUCUCACAGAUCCUGUUCGCUGCAAUUCGAUCGAAGAAAUACGCGCCUUGCGUGAUGCCCACGCUCAAUUCCAAGCGUCCCUCUCAUCGGCCGAAGCUGACUUUAAGGCAUUGGCAGCACUCGACCAGAAGAUCAAGAGCUUUAAUGUUGGACCCAAUCCAUACACAUGGUUCACCAUGGAAGCUCUUGAGGAGACCUGGCGUAACUUGCAAAAGAUCAUAGAGGAACGCGAUGGCGAACUUGCCAAAGAGGCCAAGCGUCAGGAGGAGAACGACAAGCUCCGCAAGGAAUUUGCUAAGCACGCCAAUCUUUUCCACCAAUGGCUAACCGAAACGAGAUAUUAUAUGCUGGGUUAUAAUCGUCAAGGAACAUCAAUGAUGGAAGGCUCUGGUUCCUUGGAACAGCAAUUGGAGGCACUUCGCGUCAAGGCCACCGAGGUCCGUGCUCGUCGAGUGGAUCUGAAGAAAAUCGAGGAAUUGGGCGCUCUGCUCGAGGAACAUUUGAUUCUGGACAAUCGCUAUACGGAACACUCGACAGUUGGCCUCGCUCAGCAAUGGGAUCAGCUGGAUCAGCUAUCAAUGCGUAUGCAACACAAUCUGGAGCAACAGAUACAGGCACGCAAUCAUUCGGGCGUUUCCGAGGAUUCGCUCAAGGAAUUCUCGAUGAUGUUCAAGCAUUUCGACAAAGACAAGAGUGGCAAACUCAACCAUCAGGAGUUCAAGUCUUGUCUGCGUGCUCUCGGCUACGAUCUGCCCAUGGUUGAGGAGGGUCAACCCGAUCCUGAAUUUGAGGCGAUUGUCGAUGUGGUUGAUCCCAAUCGGGAUGGCUACGUUUCACUGCAGGAAUACAUUGCGUUCAUGAUUUCCAAGGAAACAGAGAAUGUGCAGUCCUACGAAGAAAUCGAGAAUGCUUUCCGCGCAAUCACCGCCGCCGAUCGUCCCUAUGUCACCAAGGAGGAGCUCUAUUGCAACCUCACCAAGGAUAUGGCGGAUUAUUGUGUGCAACGGAUGAAACCAUUCUCGGAACCGCGUUCUGGCCAGCCCAUUAAAGAUGCUUUAGAUUACAUCGAUUUCACGCGAACGCUAUUCCAGAAUUAAAUUGCGUUCUUUGGAGAAAAUGUCUUGCAAUCUAUUUCUAAAAGUAUAAAAAAAAUAACAUGUCUAUACAUUUACACGAUUAUUUUCGAUAAUUUUUAGCGUGUAAGUCAAAUGAUUUUAUGUAUGCUUAUUUAAGAACAAUUAAUGCCACAUUGAACCCAAAACAAAAACCAACAGCACUUUCAAUACAUAUUUAUCAGUAUAUAAUUUGUAGAUUUUGCAUUUAUUUAACUUUCCCUUGAUUCCCAGAAAAAGGUAUCUUAAAUGUUGUAGUCUCAGUACAUACUAUUUAAAUGAAUAUAAAUAUAAAUCAGAGCAAUACUAAAUCAUAACUAUAGCUCUCUGCUUUGCUUCCAGUAUAAUAAUCCAACAUUUUUCUAACUUCAGUGUUUGUAAUUGAAUAAAAUGAUACAAAUUUAAGAUACUCAAUACCAACAAUAAAUAGCCUCUUUUUUUA